Molecule: messenger RNA, 1089 nt
Organism: Sclerotinia borealis F-4128
Lineage: Eukaryota; Fungi; Ascomycota; Leotiomycetes; Helotiales; Sclerotiniaceae
Source: the annotation of a GenBank genome assembly
AUGUCUACCGAUUAUAAGUUUCAAGGAUGGAUGGGUCUCGACUCGGAAUCCGCCAAUGGAAAUAUGGUUUGGCAAGAGUAUGAACCUAAGCCAUUCGAAGAGACAGACGUCGAUAUCCAAAUCACUCAUUGUGGUAUCUGUGGUUCGGAUAUGCACACUUUGAGAUCUGGUUGGGGUGCAUCAGACUACCCAGUCUGCGUAGGUCACGAGAUCGUUGGAAAAGCUGUCAGAGUUGGAUCCAAGGUUAAGGAUAUUAAGCUUGGAGAUCGUGUUGGUGUUGGUGCUCAAAGUGGUUCAUGUUUGAACCAAAAGGGAGAUUGUGAAGCUUGUGCUGAUGGUCAACAACAAUACUGCGCUCACAUGACCGCUACUUAUAACAGUAAAUGGGCUGAUGGAAGCAAAUCCUACGGAGGUUAUGCCGAUUACUGGCGAGGAAGCGGUGAUUUCGUAAUCAAGAUCCCAGAUUCAAUUCCAUCAGAUAUUGCAGCUCCUAUGCUUUGUGGAGGUAUAACGGUUUUCUCGCCUUUAGCACAAAAUGGUGCAGGACCAGGCAAGAAGGUUGCAAUCAUCGGAAUUGGUGGUCUUGGACAUUUCGGUAUCAUGAGCGCAAAGGCGUUGGGUUGUGAUGAAAUCACAGCCAUUUCUAGAACCUCUGUAAAGAAUGAGGAUGCAUUCAAGAUGGGUGCUACUAGAUUCAUUGCCACCGAUGAAGAACCAGAUUGGGCAACAAAAUAUGGAGACUCCCUUGAUCUCAUUGUCAGCACUGUCUCCUCACCAAAACUCCCACUCCAAAGCUACCUGAAUCUUCUCAGAUUCAAGGGCAAGUUCAUCCAAGUUGGAGCUCCUGAAGAUACCAUCCCUGGAUUCAACAUGUUCUCCCUCAUCCUCAAGAAACUUUCCAUCGGCGCCUCGCUCAUUGGUCCCCCACAUGAGAUCAAGGAUAUGUUGGCACUUUUCGCCGAGAAAGGUGUUAAGACCUGGAACAACAAUGUUCCAAUGAAGGAUGCCAACCAAGCCAUUAUUGAUAUGGAGGAUGGAAAAGCGAGAUAUAGAUAUGUUUUGGUUAAUGAGAAGCAUAUCGAUGCUUAG